This is a messenger RNA of Amphibalanus amphitrite, 2359 nucleotides long. Its product is annotated as cell cycle control protein 50A-like. The coding region runs from base 331 to 1422 and encodes 363 amino acids. The transcript has 3 exons. Lineage: Eukaryota; Metazoa; Arthropoda; Thecostraca; Balanomorpha; Balanidae. The record is from RefSeq and is a predicted model, not a curated record. Gene Ontology annotation, cellular component: Golgi apparatus; endoplasmic reticulum; plasma membrane.
UUUUUCAGGAUUCCUAGCACUCUAUCUACAUAAAUUACGCUUUCUUUUCACACGGACCACCAAGUUUUAAAUUAAGCAGAGAUACAUAACGUUGGUCAAAAACAACACGCAGACUCUUAUGACGUCAAUCAAAACGAUCAAAGGAAACACCGAAUUUGAUUUCAUCUUGUAUUUGUAGCAAUCUUGAUCUUGGAUGAGUAACAAUUGGUAACAACGGUAACAACUGGUAACAACGGACAAGGCCACAACGGAGGAGUUUCAAUUGCAAGGAACUCUCUACCAGGGACCCUAUGAGUAGUCCAGAGGUUUGAACACUCAACCUCUGCCAUAAUGUCGAGUCCAGUCAGCUCUGAACAGACCAAGACCAAGAGGCCAUCAAGCAGCAAGUUUCGCCAGCAGCAACUGCCGGCCUGGCAACCGAUCCUCACUGCAGGCACGGUUCUGCCCACAUUCUUUGUCAUUGGCGUUGCCUUUAUCCCGGUGGGCAUUGCACUGCUGACCUUCUCUGGCAAUGUUCAGGAGGUGGUGAAGGAGUACACCCAGUGCAACAGCAUUGAUCCCGCACAUAACAAUGCCACCUGCGACGAGGUGCUGAGCAGCCCAAAUCACACAGCCGCUACACCCUGCACGUGCCACAUCAAUUUCAAUGUCACAGAGAGUCUCAAUGGCCGUGUGUACAUGUACUAUGGUCUGACCAACUUUUAUCAGAAUCACCGGCGUUACGUCAAGUCUCGCGAUGUCAACCAGCUCAUGGGCCAGACGGACUCGGCGCUCUCCGACUGCAGUCCGUUCGCGACCGCCGAUAAGAAGCCGAUCGCACCGUGCGGUGCCAUCGCCAACAGCCUCUUCAAUGACACCUUCGAGCUGAAGAUGCUGUCUUCUGCGGGCGCGGAGCUCGCCGUGCCUCUGGUGCGCACGGGAAUCGCCUGGCCGUCGGAUAAAAAGUACAAGUUUGAGAACCCUCCGGGCCCGCUGACCGCCGACGGCGCCUUCAAGAACACCGCGAAGCCGGUCAACUGGAAGCGCGCCGUGUACGAGCUGGACCCGGCGCACCCGGAGAACAACGGUUACGAGAACGAGGACCUGAUCGUGUGGAUGCGCACUGCCGCGCUACCCACCUUCCGCAAACUGUGGGCGCGCGUCAACGAGUCGGCCGAGACGUUCAAGCACAGCCUGCCGGCCGGCGAGUACCGCAUCGUCGUCAGCUACGCCUACCCGGUGACGUCGUUCGGCGGCACCAAGCGCAUCAUCCUGUCCACCACGUCGCUGCUGGGCGGCAAGAACCCGUUCCUGGGAGUGGCGUACAUCGUGGUCGGCUGCAUCUGCCUGGUGCUUGGCGUGGCGUUCCUGAUCAUCCACGUCAAGUACGGCAAGCGGGGAACGGAUACCAUCACCAACCGCACCGACUGGUCCGGUCACUAAGGGCCCGCCCCCGGCCGGCUGUACCCGCUGCAGGUGGGCCGUGACGACAGCGGCAGGGGCCAGUGACGUCACAGGUGGGCGGGGCUCACCGGUCCUGGCUGGGCUCCCCGGUCCUGAUAGCGGCUUAGGAAAGGAUGACCGAUACGUAGCAUUUCCGGGGGAAAUGUGGGUCUGUAAUCCAAGGGAGUUCACACAAUGGUUAUUUUAAGUAACGGCACGUCUGGUCUGAUGUGCUUGAUCCGAGGCGCUUAAAAAAGAAUAGGUAAUGCUUCAGCGGUUGUCAUGAUUUGAAAUGAUUUGAAAGAACUUUACAGCGCAUGCACCACCAAUUCUGGUUCUUAUUUGUCGUCGGUCCCUUUCACGUUACUACGACGUUAUCAAAACCUAACUGAAACCAAGAAUUGCGCAUGUAUACACGAGCCACUUAUUUCAUACUAUUGGUACGUGGGAUAUCACGUCACCUCUAAGAACUCGGCAGUUGCCAGUAUUGCUGUCAGUGCCAUCGCACGGAAAACCCUAGCCUCGGGCGGGCCGCAAGGCGAAUUUUGCCUGAACAUGCCCCCUGAAUCGAUGUCGCCCUCUAUUGCGAUAUGGCUGUACUAUCGGAACGCCACAGUACCACGCCACCUCGUAAUACCCAAGUCCCUGACGAUGAGAGCGUUUGUGAUCAAUGUUAGGAUAGGUUACACGGUUCAGCCGAGCUACAUACGAGUGCUAGCAGUGUUGUCCUGUUCCUGAAUGUUCUGAUGUUGAUUGAAGGCUGAAGCGUUCACGCACACUGCUAGAACUGCUUGUGAUUCGUGCUAAGCGAGACUCUGGGUUGCGAAGAGGCUUACUGCUGAGUUUACCUGGAUGUUAUUUAUUGAAUUUUCCUAUUUUAUCAGCUUUUUCCAGAAAGCAAUUAAACGAGUCCAGUUUAUAUCGGUUGAACUCAGCC